AUGCAGCACGUCACAAACCCGCUUCUCAGGCACAUAAUUCAUGGGGGCUGCUUUGAUGCUACUUCAAAGAGGCAGUGCCUGCAGUAUUUAAGAGCUCUGAGGACACUGCAGCUUAACGGUUUCAACACUGGUUUUUUAGGGGAAACAGAUAUUCCAGAAAGUCUUAUAACAGGAGAAACAGUAACCGAGGAGGCCAGCCUGCGCUGGCCAGUAUGGACACUUGUUCACGCUAGCAGCAGCCAAGGGUGGGUGGUGCCCUGGAGGUACAAGCUGCUCUUGAGGGGUGAUCUGCCCAUCCGCCAGCAGAACAGUAUCUUUCAGGAGCUGUGUGAUUCUUUGACCACCUCCUAUGGGAAGUGCAUAAUUGUGACAAGGGACAAAAGGCAGCCGAUGCGUGUCGGGGCAAAAGACAGCAAGGAGCUGGAGAUGGGAACUCUGCCGCCAAUCCCACCAGUGACCUACAUGUCCAGCGCUGAGUGUCGCCCUGAAGUUGCUAGAGCCAAUGGCCAUAAGCUUCUUCUUGUGCCUUCGUCUUACAACUACCUCUACCCUAUGGAUGUUGCCUGGUCGUCUUUGAAAUGGUUUAUCAUAAACAACAAAAGAUUUUGCCCGAGGUCUAUUGAGAGGACCUGUUCCUACAGGUGUAUCCUCUUCAAUGACUUGAUUGUUAAAGGAAUAGAGAAGAUGACCCCAAACAAAUGGAAGGUAGUGAUUAACAGAGUGAAGAGAUGGGAGAACUACUACCUUGACACACUUUCUUGA
Messenger RNA from Phaethon lepturus (White-tailed tropicbird), 762 nucleotides. It is a transcript of the gene CUNH21orf140, whose product is annotated as chromosome unknown open reading frame, human C21orf140. NCBI's taxonomy places the organism in Eukaryota, Metazoa, Chordata, Aves, Phaethontiformes, Phaethontidae. The record is from RefSeq and is a predicted model, not a curated record.